This is a messenger RNA of Schistocerca nitens (vagrant locust), 2816 nucleotides long. Its product is annotated as RNA-binding protein Ro60-like. NCBI's taxonomy places the organism in Eukaryota, Metazoa, Arthropoda, Insecta, Orthoptera, Acrididae. The record is from RefSeq and is a predicted model, not a curated record. Gene Ontology annotation, cellular component: ribonucleoprotein complex. The coding region runs from base 333 to 1949 and encodes 538 amino acids. Gene Ontology annotation, molecular function: RNA binding. The transcript is spliced from 12 exons.
UCGUGUUUUAUUUCGUCGGUUUCUUCGGGUAGUGUUUAAAUGCUCAAGUAACUGUUGAAAGGCAGAGUAACGAAAGAAUAUCGCUGUUUCUCGUUUCGUGCGUGCUGGAGGUUCUUGCUGUUGAAGGUUUAUUGGUUUAAGGCAGUGUGUGUGAGUGUGCGUGUGCAUGUAGCGUGUUUGAAUCAUAUGUGACAGUUCGAAGCAUUGCUGUCAGUAAAAAUUAGAAUGAAGCUGCUGUUGAGGAGGCAUAGAAACCAGGCAUUACGUGUAUCACAAACCUUAUACUAAGCGGAUGGUCCUUGAUGGAUGUACACUUAUUAGCACUUUGAUGGAUGAAAGUAACUAAUCUCACAGAGGAAAUGGCGGUAUCAGCGGAAACACGACUGAAAAGGUUCUUACACUAUGGAUCUGAACUUCCAUGUUAUGAAGCUGGUGCAUGGAAAAUAAAUAUUGCCUCCCCAAACUAUGAAGCAGUGGAACUGACAUCAGUUGAUUCUCUAAUUUCUGAAGGGAAAGGAAAUGAUGUAGUAAAACACAUAAUUGAGGCUUACAAUGGUGGUUACUCCGCUGAACCAGAAGCCAUCUUGUUUGCAUUGGUGUUAUGCAUGAAGCAGAGUCAGUCAUUAGAAGUCCGCCGAGCAGCCUAUGCUGCUAUUGAAACAGUGUAUAAGACACCAAAGUCAUUUUUUGCUUUUGUGAAGUACAUAACUGAUUUGUCGAAACCAACAACAGGCUGGGGAAGAGGGCUACGCCGUGCAGUUAAUAACUGGUAUUUACAUCAAGAACCACAGAAAAUGGCUGAAAAUGUUACUCGUUUUGUAGGAAUGCAUAGCUGGACACACAAGGAUAUUCUAAAAUUGGCUCAUACAUGUUCUAAAAAUCCAGCCCAAAAUGCUGUCAUCAGUUAUGUGAUAAAUGGUAUUGAGACAGCUCAGAAAUUAUUUAAUGAUAAGCCAGAGGCACAAGCAAUAAUUGAGUACCUGAAAAAUGUUGAGAAUCUUAAACAUAGCACAAAUUCCACUACAGCGUCAUUACUUAUAUCAGCACAUUCAUUUUCAUUUGAAUGUGUGCCAUCAGGCCUCUAUAGAUCGAAAGAAAUUUGGCAUGUGUUAAUACCAAAGAUGUCUGUGGUGACCAUAUUGAAGGUUCUGCGACGUUUGUCAAGAUAUCGGUUACUUCGACGAAAGUCAGUGAUUGUUCCACUUAUUGUGGAUCGUUUAAAGGAGGAAGAGGCCAUUAUAGAGGAGAAAGUACAGCCUGUGGAAAUCUUGCUCUACUUAAAAAAGUAUGAGUCGUCAUCUAGGUUGAGAUUUAUUGACAGAUCAAGACCAGUUAAGCCCCCACCACCAGUCAACCCUGCUGUUGUAGAUGCGGCUAAUGCACUUUUGAAUACAUCAGUCAGUCUUCUUAAACCAACUGGCUUGAAGUAUAUAAUAGCAGUCAACAAUGGAUUUGAUAUGAUACUGACAAAGUGUUGGCAGUGUCGUGAAUUGACAUGUUGUAUGGCUGCACUCCUGAUAACAUAUUGUAUUUACAAAACGGAGACAGAUGCUACUGUUCUUAUAUAUUCAGCAUCAGAUAUGGAGGAAGUGCCAUUGGAUAAAUCACUGUCUUUCAAUGAAACAAUUUCAACAAUGAGAGCGCGUUGUUCUGCUGCUAAAGUGAAUAUGGCACAACCUGUAAUGUGGGCACAGAAAAACAAAAAGGCGGUUGAUGUGUUUGUUGUUAUAACAAAUAACAACAAUGAAACAAGUUCUGCUUCUUUACCAACAUGCUUAAAUCAGUAUAGAACUGAAAUGAAUCUUCCUCAAACAAAGUAUAUUGCGGUUGGACUAGAUAUGUGUGGAUUGAAUUGUAUUGACCCAGGAGAUCCUGGUAUGUUGGAGAUCAAAGGAUUUGAUGAAAAGGUGCCCACUAUAAUUGAAGCAUUUUCAAGAGGAGCAUUUUAGUUUUGUUUAUUGCGAGUGAAAUCUGACACAAGAUUAGAGUGACAGUUUGUGAUACAAAUAAAGUUUAACUUCUGCUCUCUCUCUCUCUCUCUCUCUCUCUCUCUCUCUUUCUUUCUCAGAAGAAAUGUGUAUUUUGAUUGGAUUCACUUAUGAGCAAUGUUAUUCUUCACUUGAAUUGUUUUCUAUUUUGAUAACAGCUUUUGGCAUGGCUUGUUAUUUUAUUUAUUACAUUAAUUGUUGAUGUUUAAUAUUUUUUCUAAUUGCUGCACGUUAUGUAUUUAGUUUAAUCGUGUAACACAAAUCCAGGUUUAUGAAGUAGUGUUUGAGAGAUUUUAAGCAAACACCAUUAUCAUAAACAUAUUGCUCGCUAAAUUCAUAUGUCUAUACUGCUUUCUAGAUUUAAGAAAGAGACAAGUUAGUGAUCAACAGCAACAGUAAGAAUGAUUUUUGUCAUUCUUAUUCAGCUGAACUUUUUUUACUUUGUUUUCUAUGUGUGGUUAAAUUAACCAAAUGAUUUACACUAGACUGGGAAGUUGAAGAAAUGCUAGAGAAUUAAUUUGAUUUCAGAAAAGUUAGAAUUACUGAAGAAGUAAUAGCAGCUGUGAAAUGUAAUUCUGAAGAAUGAACUGAGAAAAAACUCGUACAUUUAGCAAUUGUAGGUCAGGACGUAGCUACUGACAGUAUAAAAUUGAACAGAAUAUUUUCUGACUUAUAAAGCUAAGACAACUUGUAAAUAAAAGUUGGGAAGCUGCAGAAACCCAACAUUUUUGUUGAGAUGUGAAAAAUUGUCACCUUUGUUUCAACUUCAAAACUGUAAACAAAUUGAAGGAAAAGGCCAAAAUAAAUCUGAAAUUUCAUAAUAUAGAA